AUGAGGCUGGCUAUAAUCGUGGUUUUCGGGUUGGCAUAUAUAAGCGGAGUUUGUUCCGUUUGCUGCACCUCAGUGGCGAUCCUCAACUUUAAGAUCCGCGGAGGGGUCUGCGGUGCAGUGGGAGCCGAGAGUAAUGGCAGUGGCUGCAAAGUCCCGAUUUGUGCCAAUGGCGAACCGCUCGUGGGAACAUAUUGUGGCAAGGCAGCUUGUGAUAUAUUCGGAUGCCAAUGCAUCAAGGGAUGCCUGCAAGGAUCCUUUGCCCAGGACUUCUUAAAGAAAAAUCAUUUAUAUGGCAUCGACUUGUUGGGCACAGAAAUGGUUGAAUCUUGCUACCUGUGUAGAUUCUUUCGAAUUAAAAAAAAAUAA
Messenger RNA from Drosophila eugracilis, 366 nucleotides. RefSeq names its product protein Diedel. The transcript has a single exon. The coding region runs from base 1 to 366 and encodes 121 amino acids. The record is from RefSeq and is a predicted model, not a curated record. NCBI's taxonomy places the organism in Eukaryota, Metazoa, Arthropoda, Insecta, Diptera, Drosophilidae.